AUGGAAAUAUGGAAUUUGACGGCUACCAAAAACGCAUCCGUUCAAAAUAAGACAAUGCUCUAUGGAUUAUUUUUAAAUGAAUCAAGAUUUUGGAUUCAAAGAGUUUUAUUACCAAUCGUCGUUAUUAUUGGAUUUGCUGGUAAUGCUUUAACCGUUGUCGUUUUAACUCAUAGACGAAUGAGAAAUUCCACACACACAUAUUUGACUGCUCUAGCCAUUUCGGAUUUAUUGUAUUUGGUUUUUGUAUUUACACUUUCAUUAGAACAUUAUCCGGGUAGCCAUACAAAAAGUUUUUAUUAUUAUUGGAAAUUUUACCGGUUUGGUCUUUGGCUGACGGACGCAUCAACCUGUGUUUCUACAUGGUUAACGGUGACAUUUACCGUUGAAAGAUACAUAGCAGUUUGCCAUCCAAUAAAAGGGAAAAUAAUUUGUACAGAAGCAAGAGCUCGAAUUGCUAUUGUACUUAUAUAUAUUUUUUGCUUUUUAUCAACGGUAACUACUCCUUUAGAAUGGCAAUUAGACGUUCGAGAAAUAAUUGUAAAUCAAAGCAAAGUAAUAUCCUACGUGGGACAAAUGCCCUCAGAAUUGGGAGUAGAUAUUAAUUACACGACAACUUUUUACUGGUUUUGGAGUAUUACUUUUGUUUUUUUACCUCUCUUAUUGUUGGGAAUAUUCAAUUCUUUUUUGAUUGUUACCGUCCAUAGAAGUAGGAAUAACAGACGUAAAAUGACCCAGACUAAACACAAUAAUAAUAAUUCUCAACGGCAAGAAAACAAAAUUACGGUUACUCUUAUAGCCGUUGUUAUUUUAUUCCUAUUUUGCCAGCUUCCCACAGCUGUGCUGUUGAUUAUAAAAAGUGUUCAUAUUCCACCUGACGAUUCAAAUACGGAUAAAAUAUUUCGAAUAUUGGGAAAUAUUUUUAAUUUUUUGGUUACAAUAAACGCGGCUUCAAAUUUUCUACUUUAUUGUGCUUUCAGUGCUAAUUAUAGAAGAACUUUGAUAGGAAUUUUUUGUAAAAAGAGAAGAAGAACGUCCUUAUUUUUUCAAUCUACGAUCAUUCCAGAAUCUAGUGUAUCAAAAUCGAUCGGUCAAAAACAAGCAUUUUUUAAUGCGCAAGCUUCCACAAAGAGUGCUUCAUUUAAGGAUUUUAAUAGUGGCUUUAAAAGUCGACCAUCAAUUUCUAAAGUUAGAGAAACGCUGGUUCGGAAAAUUACUUCAUGUAAAAUAAGUACUCUAUUUAAAGAUAAAAAGACGCCAGUGUCACUAACACUAGGUUUAAUGGCUUACUAG
Pediculus humanus corporis (human body louse) is the source of this 1290-nucleotide messenger RNA. Its product is annotated as class A rhodopsin-like G-protein coupled receptor GPRnna13, putative. The coding region runs from base 1 to 1290 and encodes 429 amino acids. Gene Ontology annotation, cellular component: membrane. The transcript has 7 exons. Gene Ontology annotation, molecular function: G protein-coupled receptor activity. The record is from RefSeq and is a predicted model, not a curated record. Gene Ontology annotation, biological process: G protein-coupled receptor signaling pathway. Lineage: Eukaryota; Metazoa; Arthropoda; Insecta; Psocodea; Pediculidae.